AUGCAACGUCCCACGCCCUUGAUUCUGUUACUAAUACUUUGCACAAGUAAGUCUGAACUUCAGUCCUUCCUUUAGUUUGCCCCCUUCUCCCCUCGACAAGUUUUGCUUAUUACACCCUUGCGACAUUAUCCACUAGCGUGGAAACAGAUACGUCUGCCCAGGACAUUCCUUAUCACUGAAAGAAAUUAAUUACAUAAGUCAGAGGGAAAUUUUGACAAGUGCCAUCUUGGUAAAUGCUAUUGAAGUAGGGAACUGAAAACAGAUAGGAAAUGUACUGUCUGAGACGGAAGUGGGCAGCCGACUUGUCUAAAUGCAAGCUAAGAGUUCUGCUAACUUAGAUAACAACAUACUGUCUUGAAAAGCGAACGUUUUAUGCAGGUAAUAUUAUAAGGUGCACUAAUGGUGCCUUCAACCGGCCCUGAUGCGUGUUUGGCCAAUGCCCCCCAGCAUGCUGAUGUGUGUUUCACCGUCGAUCGCGGCGCCUCAUAUCUUGCCGAUUUUUGGGAUCCUUUUUGUCCACUCUGAACGGUACUCCGCGCCCUGUGGAUCGCAGGUUGCGCUAAAUUUGGGAACGAAGUGACUGCGGAAUCCUAGUUAGUGUCGAUUGUUAGGGUUGGUCUGCGUCCUUUGGGAUGAGGUGGAAUCUCACGAAACCGUAGGAGAUGCUGACUGUUAGGAAAUCGGAGGAACCCUACGUGCACCGACACUCCUAUUCACUCUAUGUACGAAUAUUACUGGUGAAUCAGACCGAAGAAUGUCCUGUCCGACUUUGCAGGGCAGGUAUUCAAGGUCCCGUGCGCAGCAGGCAGGUCAAUGUGACGACUAGCAACCACAUCCUCCGCAAUCACCUUGUCGUGCGACCAUCUCCUAGACCCGCCAAUUCAAGAUUGCUCGAGGGCAACCCGUGGAUCGUUUUGGCGGCAUGUUUUAUCACUUUUGAAUAUGGUUCUGACCCCGCACCGUCAGCCCGUGUUCGUGCAUCCGUAUCCACAUAAAAAAUCCAUUUCUACGCUCUCCGCAAUAGUACUAAACUUGGUAGGCGGCAACCACUCCUCUCCAGCCCGAACCGGGUCUUUUGGGUGCAUCAGAUGUCAGCGGAGUACUGAAUCAGUUCGUCGGGUGCGAGGGGUCCAGGCACGGUUUCUCUGACUCAUCCACUGGACGGGCUAAAUAGCCACGGCUCAGCUCAGUCUCUUCGGCACAUCGUGGUCCUACUGGCUAACGCUCAUGUGUAGAUAUUGACAUUUAAGAUGUCCCAGAAGAUGACUGCUCGCUCUCAUGGCGACAGCUGAGCAAGAGUGUCUUCCCACACAAUUGUGCUAACACGUGCGACUGCAGUAGCAACUCAGCAUGGCCGUAUGUUGGGGCGAAAAGCCGAGAUCUAGUGCGCCAAAUGGUUUGUCAAAUGUCGCAGAGCUCGCCGACGGCACUGUGACAUGGUUAGCGUGAACAGCCCAUAAAUAAGCUGAAUCGAUGCCACUUCCAUGUGGUCGGAACUAAGAGCCAAAGUGCUACCGUAUAUACAACCCUGAACAAGCAAUUCUGACGGCUCUUAAGGGUCUCAUUCGUACUGAAAAUUUGCAAGAGGCUUCACAAAAUUUAAGUAUAAAGAUUUAUGCUUGGGCGUAUGGUGGUAACCGACGCAAUCUGCGACCCUAUCGAUUUGGUGCGGUCGAUUAGUAUGCGAACUCGACUGCCCAAUUGACAAUGGACCCCUUCGUAUUGUAUGCUCGUAUGUGCGAACAUUCUUCGGACGGCGUGCAAUAUGUGCAGGUUGGGACGGAGUACCCGGUUGAACCUGUGAGUGCUUUUUACCAAGCAUUUUUGUCAUUUGACAUCCAAAUAAGUAUGCCGAUUGGUGCCUGCAAUAAUUGAAUACUAUAUCUAGAGGAAUUAUGUGCUUUUCUUUGACCUGCAAUCUCAAUACCAGUCAAGUGGGCCUCUUUUGUUCAUUCUGCGCAAGACUAUUUGUGAUUAGUGGUCAUGCCUGCCUACUACUGAAUGGUACCAUGAAUCCGCUUGCUGUUUGGUAUCAUAGAAACUAUGUGACAUCUUAUGAGUUGCAUCUCUAGCGUCCAAGCCACCAAUGCGUCCUUUGGGAAGCACUAGCUGGGUGUGCAAUGUAGUAGUUGUUUUUUUUGCGCUAUUAGGAUCAGCCGUUAUUUUUUCCCGUUGUAUUCUGAUCCCUUGCGGUUGGACGAAGGCUUCGGCGAAUCCCUGCAUUCAGAAUUACCUUGCUUUACGUAUUGACACGCGGAGUAAAGUGGGCAGUUAUUCUGGUAGCAGACUAAACUGGGCUCGCAACAAUCUAAACUGGUCAGAAGAAAAAUACAUGAGUCCUGGAACAAGAUUCUUAUUCACAUGACGCUUUAGAUUCUCAGUCGGAUACGGCAUCAGAUAUGGCCACAGAUAGAGGUUUACGAAUCUGCGCUUAGAUAGACAACUUAGGAAUAACAAAUUUUGAGCCGAGUGGUACGCUUACCGCUCUAAUAGGGUGCGAGUUCAUGGAAGCAGACCAGAAGAAUGUGAGAUUUUGGUAGGUUCAUGGGGCAAACAAGCCCAGAACACUGAUGACAAGCUAUGCAUGAUAAUCGCGUGUGAGCUCUCGAAGCUAACAAUUAUUCAACUACGCGAGGUGCAACCGACUAAUACAGUGAACUGUCGAUGAAAACGAAAAGGUGAGUCCCAUCUGAGAAGAGGGUAAGACAAUUGUCGGAACCAGAAUUUUCUUCACUUGAGCGUUCGGAUUCAAAGUCACCAUGUGGAAGGUGGGAUUUCACAUAGACCGGAGGCAACGAUUGGGGGCCCGGCAUUGCGAGUGAAAGAUCCUCUGCUAUAGAAGCGAAGAGACGAGUCCCAGGAGGCAGUCUUGAAGAAGAACUUCCGGCGAUCGUGUCUUCUUCUUCUUCUUCUUCUUCUUCUUCUUCUUCUUCUUCUUCAAUCCUCUGCUAUGACAGCAAGCGUUGGAGGUCGGUUACCGGCUCUGAUACAGUUUCAGGCAAAGGGCAUGCGUGAGAGGAACUGGAAGGUCACUCACACGCGGAUGACAGAACAUGCAGGAGCGGCGAGACAGAAUGAAGCCAGCUCUGAAGUCGUGGCUCAUUCAACGGAACUAAGCGACACAACGAAUUACGAUGAGCCGUGUGUUGAUGGGCUUAAGGAUCUCCGACCUCCAUUCUAUUAACAAAUACAAGGGCUUUUCCUCCUCAUUGCUGAGACUUGGCCUUGACAGAGUAAUUGGUCACGCGAAGAGCGCGCAAGCCGGUUUUAUAACAUUCCUGACACAUAUGCGUUUCCUUUCCCCUUGACUUUCUCUCUGUUCCGAUACAUAGUCCCCGCUGCUGGGUGUAUACCUGAGCUUAGAGCGCUGGAAGAGGAAUUUUAUUCGCUUGACACUUUGGAUUCCCAACCAAAUCCAUCUUCAGAGAACUACAGACAAGAAUGCCUUUUUCUGCUCGUCUCGCCAAAUCUGUGUUAACCGGAGGCUUCUAUGAAACACAUUUCGGCAACACGUUAUUGUCAAGACACCUGUGCAGAAACCGGAUCUGCGAAUACGUGGAGACCUCCCGAAGGGCGAAGGUUUCCCAUCGCCGGGCCGAUCAGAGGGCAUCGCGCCCAAAUACAUUGCCAAUAGAAACGAAGAGACGAGUCCCAGGAAACAGUCUUGAAGAAGAAGACACGAUCGCCAGGACAAGAGCUUUAUUAGCUUGACGUUUCGAAUUCCUGCUCGAAUCCAUCAUCAGAGACAUAAUCCUUAUCUGCUUAUGUCUCUGAUGAUGGAUUAGCGCAGGAAUCCGAAACAUCAGGCUAAUAAAGCUCUUGUCCCGGCGAUCGUGUCUUCUUCUUCUUCUUCUUCUUCUUCUUCUUCUUCUUCUUCAAGAAUGCCUUUUUCGUAGGAUGCGCUUGCUCUAAAAACACAAAUCUACAAAACAAUAAGGCAUUGGUUUUGGGGUGACUAUUGGCCCCAGUCUGGGCAUGCAAGCACAACUCCAAUACAUUAGCGGUAUGUGAUGUCGACCGAAAAUCUGAAAUUUGUAAUCAUUUGGGAAGACUUUCUUAGGUAGGGUUGUAAUAUUGAACCUCAUGUAGCGUAAUCCCAAGAUAUUUCAGUCACACAGGCGCGCAGGCUUUAAAUUCGCUUCUCUCCGACCGCCUACGAAAUUCACCUUACCCAAGACGACCAUUUAACCAUCCUAAUUUUUUACUUUGAUUUUCAAUUUCCUUAUAAAUUUGAGCAAAUUUUAUGGAAAAAAUGCAUGAACAUAUCUUUUUUAGACUCAUUUUGCAGACGGUUACGUCUUCUUCAAAUUCUAUAUGUGGAAAAGGACAGCUUUUGAUUUAAAGAAGCCUUUUAGUAUGAAAUUCUCUAAGAUUGUGACAAGUUUAUUAAUGGUACUUAUGAAUUAUACAAUGUGGUCCAUAUUCAUUGCCCAAAUUUAUGAGCUAUGUACGUAUGGCUUCUUCUUAAUAGCGUAGAAAAAUGUGCAGCUUUCCCUAAAUAAAAAAUAAAGUACUCGUAGGUUGAAAAAUCAGAUGUAAGUGAAACGGCGGUUUGUGUUCCAAUGAUUCUAGAAUUAGAAAACUGUUUUAGGACUAGAAGAUUCCCUCUAGUAGUAAAUGAGCAUAAGACGUAAUUUACGACUAAGCGGGACAAAAAAUAUGUUUACGCAUACCUUUUUACUAAAUAUAUUGAGAUUAAUUAGGUCUCGAGAAUGCAAUAAAAAACAAACAACCUUAGCUGAAAAUUGCUUACCGAAUGUGAUUUGUGCACGCAGCCGGAAGGAGGUAAUGUCUAUGGCCGGUAUCCUGGCAUAAUUGAAAUAUCAUGGUUAAACUCUAGAGAGUAAUGAUUCUUAUAACCUCACCCAAGUACUGCUUUUUAAUCGAUGGCAAAUUUCAGAAUUUCAGUUAAGAUUUCAUGUGAUAGUCACCUACUGUAACAAUUUUCCAAAGUUUUUAUUGAAGUGCCCACAUCGUGAAGUAUGAAAUACCUUUAAACAAAGAUUUUUUGCACUUCAGGCUGUUUGGCCAACAUACAAUAUCCGAAAAACAGCGACCUCUUUGUUUAUAUCGACGCAGAGGAAAAUAUAACGGUGAGUCGGCUUAACAGCGAGUCCAAUAAAGUACCUCUUGCUGCAUCUGUCGUGUCUACCUUCAGAAUUAUUUGUUUCCUCUUUUCAGGAUGUUACGACGAUCGUUCCGAUGUCCCAGGGCUUCGAUGAUGCCCCAUGCAAGGCACCAAAUUUCUGUUGGCAAUUUGUCAGCCGUACGUUCGACAUGCCUUGAUCUGCUGUGCUGUGCACAAAUAAUUGUUUUACUAUUUACAUUUCCACCGCUGUUGUGGAUUUAAAUGUCUUUUUAGGUCGACAAUAUGCUAUAAUAGGCGGUCGACUGUCUGGGGACAAUGCAGCCGCUAUCUUCUAUCCAAUGGACCGGCGUCGGGGGCCUGUUGCUCUCGUGUACAAAAAGAUGGCCGGACAAGGCAGUGGUAAGUUGUUUUCAAGUGCUUCCCUGAACGACCGAAGAGCAGAGCAGACGUCAAAGGUGCUCUGCUGUCCCCACGUCUGUCUUUUAAGGAAAACCCGGUGUAUUGCGGAGGAGGCCGGACUGUGUGCGGCACGCGUAGAUGGACUGUCGAACUCUCACGGCCGUUGCGCCUGAACCCACCUCCAGUCGCUCUGGCUCUUUCCUGCCACAGUGUCCAGGGGGUAAGGAAGGAGAGAGCGCGUCAGAUGCUACGCAAGUGCUCUAUCAGUAAAAAACAAUCUCUCGCUCAAGUUACCCUACUACUCCCGACAUGUUACGGAGUGCACAGUGGACCUCGUCGAAUGGGGCGAUCAAACAGGAUAAGAGGUCGGAUUAAGCGAAAUACCAGGAUGGGCCGUGCAACAACGGUAUUACCUACAUGUCUCUGUUUAAACCGCUGACUCCAGGAAGAGACGCCUUAGCAGGGGAACUGAAGCCUGUAAAAAGUAAAAUAAAAUGUGUGACAAUGAGGUACGUAAACGGCCAUGCUGCCCUCUCGGCAGAUUCACCCUGUUGUCAAGCCUCAUUAAGGUUAGACUUACAGUCGAAGUAGGCAAGAAGGGCAGGAUUUAUUGGUACCAAAAAAUUUCGCGACGGCUCCUCAGCUGCGUCUUGUCGCUUCAUAAGAGAGAUAACGAGUGAGAAGUAUACAGCAGAUUUGAAUUCGUGCAGAAAAUCAAUGCAGAAACAGCAAGGUCAGGGUUUUGGGUAAAUCUGGCUAAUUAAUAAAGUUAGUAAUUCAAAAACCGUAGGCCAAGAAAGUGAGCACCUGCGCAGAUGGCUCUGAAGACAAGAAAAUAAAACCCCGCGUUCUUCCAUUACGAAACACCUGCUUGAUAGUGGUCACUCCGGCGACCCCAAAACUUCCUUCCGAGUACUUGUUCGGGCACGAACAACUCGGACAUUGCGUUACCUGAAGGCGGCCUAUAUACGACGAAUGAAACCAGAUCUUUGUAAACAAUUGGAACACGUGGUGAACCUAACAUUGCCAUGGUAGCCUUUAGCUCCAUGAUUUUCCCUUUCUCCUCUCAUUUUUGCUCUUUAACAUUCCCCCUUUCACAUUCUUGGCCUACGGUGUUUGAGUUACUAAUUUUAUCGAUUUGUCAGCUUUACCCAAAACCCUGAGCUUGCUGUUUCUGCAUUGAUUUUCUGCACGAAUUCAAAUCUGUUGUAUUCUUCUCACUUGUUAUCUCUCUUAUGAAGCGACAGGACGCAGCUGAAGAGCCGUCGCGAAAUCUUUUGGUACCAAUAAAUCCUGCUCUUCUUGCCUAAUUCAGCUUCGUACCGGGGACAAAAUGCUUCAAAUUUUAAACUAACAGUGGUUUAUCAUAGAUACCAACCCUAAGAUUAAUUUUGCUACCUUCACGGCAUACAUGAAAAACACUGCGUCAUGUGAAUCAAGGGAGGUUUUAAAGUCAUUUGGGCAUGUACAUCUGCCGGGGAAGGAUUAAUGAUGCUAGUGGAUAAUCUAAAAGAAGCUCCCGAAUUCCCCUAGAUGACUCUAUCUCUAAUGUCACUUCAUUCCUUUCUGUCCGCACGCCAGCUUACUACCUACGACAUCAAACGUUGUGCCAUAGGACACAUGCCGCAUAUAAUACAGAAGCAUCUCUUUGAGAGUAUGAAUGGGAUCGAGUGAGAUCCUGGCCACAACAGUGGGGAUCAAAUGCCAACCUGAGAUGCCUUAGCAGUUCCCUAAGAAUUUACCAGGCCAGACGCAGACGGCUGUUUCGCGGUCGUUACCGAUCAUCAGUAAGUCAUAGGAAGUGGGGUAUAUAAAUAUGCCUGUGCCCCACCUGCUGCACCCUUAAUGAGCUUCAUAUGUAUUAUACCUCACUGCAUAAGGCCUAUGACGUACUGAUGAUUGGCAACGACCGUGAAACAGCUGUCUGCGUCUGGCCUGUUGCACUCUUAGCGAGCUGCUCAUGUAUUAUAUGUGGUAUGUGUCCUCUGACACAGCGUUCGUUGUCGCCAGUAGCAAGCUGGCGGGCGGACAGAAUGGGAUCGAGUGAGAUCCUGACCACAGCAGCGAGGGUCAUUUGCCUAACUGGCAUGUUUAUAUACCUCACUCAAUAUGGCCUAUGACGUACUAGUGGUCGGCAACGACCGCGAAACAACUGUCUGCGUCUGGUCUUUCGGCAUCUUAGGGAACUGCUUAUGCAUUAUCUGUCUCCAAUAUUUGGUUUUCUGAUUUGUGAAACGAAAGAGUUAGAAAGUUUUCUCUGAGUCUGUUUCUGAUAAAGCUGACACGCGGAAAGAGGCAAUUUUUAAAGACUGAAAAUGCCAUCUUUGCCAUUUUCGUAGGGAAGCUAGCUGACUUUGUGAAUACGAGAAAUCAAUUCCCCGAAGUUCGGUGAUACUUAAAUAAGGAACAGGAUGUGAGUGGGGUAGCAAUAGUUAGUUAAUGUGGGCUGGGGUGUGGUAAAUCUUUCCAUUCGACCAUGUUUCUGAUUUAUGGCUACUGAAAAUAAACUUAGUUCGAUCUGUCCAUCUGAAGAUAUAUUUAAAUACGUGGAGCGGACAUUCAAGAGCUCCAGUGUCCACCAUAUAUCAAUAGCAGUAGCAAAGAAAGGUGAGUGACUUGCUACAGGUAUUAAGACACUUCUCACUGAAAACGUCACUGGGCAGCUAGUUUUAAUAAUUUAGACCACUUUUGCGUUUGGUCUUGACUUUCAAAUCGAUUUAUGAUUAUCUACCAUCCGACAAAACUUUCUCCCGUCUUUUAUUUGUCAUAACCCGAAAGCAAGCUCCAUAGAGCGGCAUUCUGUUCGGUUUUCUACGGCGGCCGUUGCUCGAUUGGUUUAGGAUUUGGACGGCGGUAAUUUACAGAUCAGAUGUCAAAUGACCUGCCGUAAACAGUGGCAUUAAUGUUUACGAGCAGCGCUCAAAAAAUGUGUAACAAGUGUGUUGAAUUUGAGAGAAAUCAGUAAAAUAAGUCUCUUUAUUUGGUAAGUGCUUGAAUGAUUAAUCGCUAACGAAUAUUUUUAGGUGGCAACUAGACUCGUUCCUACUGAAACUCAGGGAAUCCGGUUUGGGGAACCUGUCUCUUAAUGGGGGAUUUUUGCACGAUUUACCAUCCCGUUAGUGAAUAGCAUCUAGCAAACUUAAAUGCUAUCGGGGGAAUUUUCCUUCUUUUUUCUCGAACAUAAAAGAACUCAUUUUUGUUAUAUACAUUUAUAGAUCCACUGAUGCCGUCAAAUGUAAAAGUAAUCGACACGAUCUAUGUUAGUCCUGAAGAAAAAAUCAACCAACGUCUCAUUUUUGACUCGGAGAUUCGGGUGAGUCUUGGGUAGGUGAUUAUAUAAUGCUCUCAUUGAAAGGGAUUUUCUUGCUGGAAAGAGUGUUAUUUUUAAUCCUUUCAGAGCAUUUUUGUCGUCGGAUCGAUGGAUCUCAAGCCAUCCCCGGAGAAUCAGCUUCUGCUUGUCACUACAUGGAGUAAGUUACAGUUAGGCAAAACAAAAUUCUCUCCAUAAAAACAUACACAUACACACAUACAUCAAGGUUCUAAUUCCAGACUCGUCCGAAAAAUAGAUGCUCCUUUUCUGAUGGGUCAGUAAAACACUGUAAUGACUGGGACUCGGUUCGUACGCCAGGUCCCGGGAAAAGGCUGUGCAAGGAGAGGAAAUGAAAACGAAGGCCGAGAUGAUUCUAAGGUCCGCAUGACCUUGCACAAUGACUAAAUGGGGUUGAUCGCGUCAGCACAGCCAGCCAAUUGCGGCACACCUUCCCCCCUCCAGGACACUGGCAGACUCAAGGUCAGUUACGUCGAUGACAGACCCCAUUGUUCCAAGUUGGCGGGCAAAUCAACUGCGCGAAGGGAAUGUGCGCCUAAAAGCCAAAUUAGCCUAGACGAAGAAGCCCUGAUCUCAAACGCACGCGAGGUGUAAUACAAGUUAUAGGCAAGAACUCGCAUGUAACAAACUUCAGGUGGAGUGAAGACGUAAUAUGACGCCUUAAGAGUCCAUAUUGGCAGCCGUUGAUAUUCUUCUCCCAAUCCACGCACUCUGAUCCAUAAUGUUGCUGCACCGUCUUUAUUUCCGGUUGAAGGGUGACAUCCAUCUGAGCAUCAAAUUUAUUGCGGUGUGUGUACACACAUCUGAAGUGACAAAAACAUAGAGGGUAGCGUAUGUAGGAGUGAACGCUGACAGUCAUAGCAUAGACAGAGGAACGAUUUACUUCAUGAAACAGCCACGCCAAACAGUUGUUCCGUUGACUGAUCUGCGAGCUGAAAAUCUGGCCUCGACGUAGAUUUAAAAUAACAUCCAACCAUCAAUUGAUUCCACUUUAUUUUAAAACUGGAUCGUUGGCAAAUAAUAACUGUCUCUGCCGGACAGCGCUAAAUAGGCCGCUUCAGAAAAAAUGCUCUAACCGCAAAUACGUAAAAUUUAUGACAGUGGAAUUUAAUAAACCCACAGUUGAGUCAUUUCCUACGAAAGUAUCACUUACGACAGGAUUACUUGAUUCGUCCUGCUUUGUCUGAUAUGUCACAUGCAUAAAGUAGGUCUCGUGACAGGCAGAAAAACAAAACUUACUCCGACUUAAUGCGUACGGUAGAUGUGUUAACUCGAAAAAUGUUAACUGAAAUUCUGAAAUGAGUUUUCGACUCGAAAAGAUUACUUAAGUAAGGUUAUUCUAUUGAUCACCAUCCAGCAUAAUCCCAAAAUAUCUCAGGUAUUUCAAAUUGCCAGAUUUUGAACACACUUAUUUCCGGCGGACAGCAACAACUGCCCUUUUUUUAAAAAAGUGACUACUUAAGUAGUAGGAAUUUUUCUCAUUGAUUUUCGAUGCCCUUGCAAAUUCAAAUAUAUUUCAAAGAAAACAUGCACAAAAUAUUCACUCUUUCAUUCAUUUGCAAGAAAAUUACGUACUCUUCGAUAUUUAUAUUUUAUGGAAGGGUUUAAUUUGGUUUUGAAACAGUUUCUAAUUAUGAGAUUUUUUUAAGAGUGCAAAAAGCCCCUUAGUGAAACAUCGAUUACUGCAUUUACUAAUGCUGCUUGUGGGAGUUCACAAUAUGGCUCAAAUCUGCUGUUAAAUUUUCUGAAUCCCAUAUGGUCCCCUCCUAAUAGCAUAUAUAAAUGUAUGAUUUUCCGUACACGGAAAAUAUACAGCUUGUAGUUUGAAACCCCGUAUGCAAGUGUAAUGGCAAGUCGAGUUCCAAAUUAUUCAGGAAUUGGAAAAGUUUUUAAAAUCGAAUUAUACCCAUCCUUCGAAUAUAAAAUUUUAAAAGGCGUAAUUUUCUACCGAGCGAGCAAAAGAACGAAUAUUUUCAUGCAUGUUUUCUACGACAUAUAAUUAAGUUUUUAAGGGAAUCGGAAAUCAAGGAGAAAAAUCUAUACUGCUUAAGUAACCAUUUUUUACAAAGUGUAUUCUUUGCAGGCGGUCAGAAAGAAGUUCUUCAAACGAUGGCAUGCUGAAGUAAAUGAAUUAUCUGGGGAUUAUGCUGUACGGUGAUUAAUAUUACAACCAUAUUUAAGUAAUCAUUUCGAGUCGAAAGCAUAUUUUAGGUUUUCGAUUAAAAUUUCACGAGUAAGCAUAUCAAUGGUGUUGUUGCUGCUUCAUAGUACCGAGUACUGUAACGGGCCUUUUUUCUGAUCACUUCGUUUUUGGCUGUUUGCUUACGUGCACCGGUAAGAAUUUCCUUUUUCUCAACUGAUGUACCACCAACUAUUAAAUUGUGCAAUAUUGUGAAGAGGAACAAAAACUGUAACAGUGUAGUUAAACCUUCUGGGAGAAGCUUUCAAUUUUCCUGUACCUAAUGGGACCACAGAAUUUGACUGUACAACUAUCGCCCUACCUUAACUAAGCAGUGUCUUGUGUUAUCAGAAUGAAAAAAUUCUUUAACAUGAAGAAGCAUAGUGUCCAAGUGCCGUAGAACACCAUUAUGCGAAUUCUCGGGGGUUCAUAAUAAAACAAGUACAUAUAAGGAGGAAUGUGUAGACGCAAACAUAUUUCCUCGAUCAAUUGUUGUCCCUCUUAUUUGAAUUAACUUGCUACAAAAAUGAAGUUGUUAUACUGAAUUCGGCGUUAAUAAUGGGUUAGACUUAAAUGCUUCUCCAAACAAAAACAAAAACCUUUAAAGCUCACAGUAUACCGGUUUCACAGAUUCUGGAAGAUAUGGAUUUGCAUAUUUUCUGAAGGCUUCGAAAAUACCUUAUUUUCCUCGUUUGAACGUUCGUCAAUUCAGACAGUUACAAAUUCCCCUCAAACGGCCUUAUGGAGAAAACUGAUAACUUGCCAUUGUUCUUUUUUGUGUUUUUUUUCACCCGCUGAACUUUAUUUAUUUCUGUUAAAGAUACAAAUCUCAAGGAUAUGCUCUUCCUGACUGGACGCAUGAACGAAACGACAUUGAAUGUCAUGAUUACAAAAGAGAACGAAACGAUUUCACAAGUCAGCCUCAUUCCCGUACCUCUCCCACCACUAUCGCAUCCAAUCUACGUAACCUGGUCGGUCGACAAGGCCAUGGCAAAUACGAAAAAGCAAACAAGCCACUUACUGCAAUGCUUGAACCGAUGUCAACAGUCAUUUUACCAAUUCCUAGGUUGAGAGCCCUCUGACGGUACGGAUGAUUCCUUAAGAAGGCGUAACUGACAUUUCACAGAUCACAUUGGCCGAAAUUCCAUGGCAAAUAAGCCCAAACUAA
Spirometra erinaceieuropaei is the source of this 12163-nucleotide messenger RNA. Lineage: Eukaryota; Metazoa; Platyhelminthes; Cestoda; Diphyllobothriidea; Diphyllobothriidae. The record is from the annotation of a GenBank genome assembly.